ACAGUAACAUAUGUCAAAUAGCUGUCACGGUACCGUGACAUUUCGAAAAAAUGGGUCGAGGUUUGGGAGAAAUGUUUAUUGUUUUUGUAAAUAAUUACAAACAAUAUUAAUCGCCCCGCCGAAUGUAAACCCGUAAAAGAAUCCCGAAUUUGUUUUAAUGUUAAAUAGCGUUAAACAAUGUAAGCGACUAAUGAACGACGUGAAAUCGAGCAGUGGCUCCUCGCAAAGCCAACCGUUUUACGCCCUAAAGGACCCACCACCGGUAUUUUUUCUGAUAAUGCGAUUCAACUUUAAAAUCGCACUAAUAUUCCUAGUGUCCAUAUCAGUUUUUACAAUACUGGUCCUCUAUUUGAUGUGUAAUAAAGAAGCUCCCGAACUAAGUGCACAGGGGCCCAACAUAAAAGUAUUCGAGGUAAAAAGUACGGAAGAAAUCGACUGUGAUAUUAACGGGCAGUAUGUUAUCGGUUGUAAAAAGGAGGGCUCAGAAGUAUAUUUACCUUUUUCCUUCUUGCAUAGAUAUUUUGAGAUUUAUGGAAAAUUGAAUACGAACAAUGGUUUGCCAAGGUUCGAAUGGUCACACAGCUAUGGAAAAAUAUAUCGUCCUAAAACCAAACAUGACCCCCGAGGGGUCUUUAUGUACUUUGAAAACUAUAAUGUUGAAUUAAGGGACAGGGUCAAAUGCGUUAGCGCAACAGAUGGUGUGCCUGUUUCAACCCAGUGGGAGAGCCAAGGGUAUUAUUACCCCACCCAGAUCGCUCAGUUCGGCUUGUCACAUUAUUCAAAGAAUUUAACUGAGCCUGAACCUAGAACAGUUGUCUUGGAGGAUGCCGAAAAAGAACUGGCCAGCUGGAUUGUGCCAGAGACGGCUCACUUGCAAAAGGUUUUCAAUGACAAAUUUGACACUCAAAUAUUGGAGUUUAGGACCAGUGAAAACUAUAACGAGGGAAUAAAACUGAAACUCGACCAUGUGCUCGACUUAGUUUUAAGGGUGGACAUGAAACUGAACGAAAACAGCAGCUUAACGGUGAUUUUACAAAACAGGGAGAAUAAAGAUGCAUAUUUUUUGCAUUAUAUUAAUAGUGACAUUGUUUUAACCGCUCAGGAUAGUAAUAUAUAUCAUGGACUCGGGUCAGUGCCAGAGUGGAGGAGGCUUAUAAGAGACUUACCAGUGGAUUUGCAAAAAGGGCUUAACUAUGGCAGCAAGGAGAAGUUGAAACAUAAGAUUCCCAAGUCGAAACUUAAGGUGAUCAACAUUAUUUUGAGGGGCUCUGGCUCUAUAGACAAUCUAACUCUAUCCACGUCAGAACAUAUCCAGCAAUUCUACGACGCAGCCGAUUGGUUCUUAAAGAACCAAGACCUGGAAACAGGCGGCUGGGGGAUCCCCGUAAAACGGAAACUAGCGCCCGCCUUUGCCGUUCUUGAACCUGGUUGGUAUUCUGCUAUGGGCCAGGGCCACGCCCUGUCCGUAUUAGCGAGGGCGUAUUUCCAUUCGGGGGGCGACAGGCGCUACUUGGACGCCGCCAUGAAUGGCCUGAAGCCCUUUAGGGUGACCAGUGCCGAGGGCGGAGUCUUGGCCACGUUUAUGAACAAGUACCACUGGUACGAGGAGUACCCUACCAAACCGGCCUCGUUCGUACUGAACGGGUUCAUUUAUUCCUUGUUGGGUCUGUAUGAUUUGAUGAGUAUCGCGCCGGUAGAUCAGUCACAGGAGGCGGAAUUCCUGUACAACGAGGGCCUGACCACCCUAAAAAGUAUGUUACCGUUAUUCGACAUGGGUAGCGGAACGGUUUACGAUUUACGUCACGUUACGUUGGGUAUAGCACCCAAUUUGGCACGUUGGGACUACCACGCCACCCACGUGAAUCAGCUGCUACUACUGGACACCAUCGAGGAGGAACCGUUAUUUAAGGUUACGGCGGAACGAUGGAUCGGGUAUAUGGUGGGCAAAAAGGCGGAUCAUAAUUGAGGUUUUUUAGUUGUUAAAAAGGGGGUUUCUCAGUAGCGGUGGCGGCUCGGGACUGUCCUUCAUUUAGUUGGCUCUAACUUGGAAAGUUAUUGAGCUACACGAAUUCUUUAUAUAUGAGAGUAUUCUCUAGGGAUUGCGUAAAGUUCCAGUGAAAUUUUGUAAAAAUCCCUCUAAGGGUUUUUGAGCUAUCAUGGAGAGAAGUUAAGUUAUUCUGAAAAGUUUCCUAUGAAAAAUGUCUGCACCAAAACUGCUUUAGUUUGGUCAGUUAUGACCUUAGAGGAACGUUUUUUAAAUGGAAUCCAUCCACAGGAAUCUCCCAAUACUCUCCUGAAAAAAUUAUGAAAAUACCUCAAAUAGUUUUUGAGUAGCACUUAAAAGUGACUUAAAUAGUUUGUUUUGGCUAAAAUUGGGUUCAGCUUUCAUAAAUGUGGCUCUAACUCAAAAAGUUUUUUAACUACAAAAAUUCUUUAUAUAUGAAAUUAUUCUUUAAGGAUUACUUUAAGUUCCAGUGAACAAUUUAUAAAAUUCCCUGGGAGGAUCUUUGAGUUAUCAUGGAUGAAAGUUAAAUUAUUCUGGAAAAAUGUCUAUUUUACCAAAACUGCUCUAAUUUGGUCAAUUUUGCCUUCAAAAGGACGUUUCCUGCAUGAGGUCCAUCCUCAAGAAUCCACGUAUGCUCUCCUAGAAAAAUUAUGAAAAUACCUCAAAUAGUUUUUGAGUGACACUCAAAAGCGUCUUCAAUGGUUUGUUUUGGCCUCAGUUGGAUUCAUCCUUCCUAAAUCUGGUCUAACUCAAAAAGCUCUUGGGCUACAAUCGUUUUUUACAUAUAAAAUUGUUCUUGAAUAAUUAUUUUAAGAUCUAGUGAAUAUUUUAUGAAAAUGCCUAAAAGAGUUUAUGAGUUAUUAUGGAUAGAAGUUAAAUCAUUCUUAUUGAAAAUGUCUGCACUAAAAAUGCUCUAGCUCGGUCAAUUUUGCUCCUAAAAGAAUGUUUCUUACACGAAAUCCCUCCUCAGGAAUCCCCCUACACACUCCUGAAAAAAUUAUGAAAAUACCACAAAUAGUUUUUGAGUGACACUCAAAAGUGUCUUAAAUGGUCUGUUUUGGCCUCAGUUAGGUUUACUCUUCAUAAAUCGGGCACUAACUCGGAAAGUUCUUGGGCUACAAGAAUUUUUUAUAUAUGAAAGUAUUCUUUAGGGAUUGUGUUAAGUUCCAAUAAAAAUUUUAUAAAAAUCUCUGGGAGGGUUUUUGAGUUAUCAUGGAUAGAAGUUAAAUUAAUCGGAAAAAUUCCUAUGACAAAUGCCUGUACUAAAAUUGCUCUAGUUUGGUCAGUUUUGCCCCUAAAAUGAUGUUUCUUGUAUGAAGUUUAUCCUUAGGAAUCUUGUUACACUCUCCUGGAAAAAUUAUGAAAAUUCCUCAAAUAGUUUUUGAGUGACACUCAAAAGUGUCUCUUAAAGCCCCCUUAUGGUUCUUCUCCCAUAAACGUGGCUCUAACUGAAAAAGUUCUUGAGAUACCACAAUUCUUUAUAUAUGAAAUUAUUCUUUAAGCAUAACUUUAAGUUCCAGUGAAUAAUUUAUAAAAAUACCUGGAAGGAUUUCUGAGUUAUCAUGGAUAGAAGUUAAAUUAUUCAAAAAAAUUCCUAUGAAAAAUGCCUGUACUAAAAAUGCUCUAGUUUGGUCAGUUUUGCUCCUAAAAGAAUGUUUCUUACAUGAAAUCCAUCCUCAGGAAUCCCCCUACACACUCCUGAAAAAAUUAUGAAAAUACCACAAAUAGUUUUUGAGUGACACUCAAAAGUGUCUUAAAUGGUCUGUUUUGGCCUCAGUUAGGUUUACUCUUCAUAAAUCGGGCACUAACUCGGAAAGUUCUUGGGCUACAAGAAUUUUUUAUAUAUGAAAGUAUUCUUUAGGGAUUGUGUUAAGUUCCAAUAAAAAUUUUAUAAAAAUCUCUGGGAGGGUUUUUGAGUUAUCAUGGAUAGAAGUUAAAUUAAUCGGAAAAAUUCCUAUGACAAAUGCCUGUACUAAAAUUGCUCUAGUUUGGUCAGUUUUGCCCCUAAAAUGAUGUUUCUUGUAUGAAGUUUAUCCUUAGGAAUCUUGUUACACUCUCCUGGAAAAAUUAUGAAAAUUCCUCAAAUAGUUUUUGAGUGACACUCAAAAGUGUCUCUUAAAGCCCCCUUAUGGUUCUUCUCCCAUAAACGUGGCUCUAACUGAAAAAGUUCUUGAGAUACAACAAUUCUUUAUAUAUGAAAUUAUUCUUUAAGCAUAACUUUAAGUUCCAGUGAAUAAUUUAUAAAAAUACCUGGAAGGAUUUUUGAGUUAUCAUGGAUAGAAGUUAAAUUAUUCUAAAAAAUUCCUAUGAAAAAUGCCUGUACUAAAAAUGCUCUAGUUUGGUCAGUUUUGCUCCUAAAAGAAUGUUUCUUACAUGAAAUCCAUCCUCAGGAAUCCCCCUACACACUCCUGUAAAAAUUAUGAAAAUACCUCAAAUAGUUUUUGAGUAACACUCAAAAGUCCCCAUUUGGUCCUUCUCCCAUAAACGUGGCUCUAACUAAAAAAGUUCUUGAGAUCCAAGAAUUCUUCACGCAUAAACUUGCUUGUUAAGAACGCCCGUUUCCGAUAUAAAAGCCAUCCUCAGGAACCCCGAUAAAAAAAAAUCUUUGAACUGGGCCGCCACUCUACUCGAUUUGUUGUUAAUUUAUUUUCAUUGUUAACCGGUGCCGUUAUACAUUCCAUUUUAGUCCUAAUUAGUAUUAGUCCGUUUUUAAGUUUUAAAAUGAUUAUUAGACCAUAAGUUAGAUUACUACUUACAAACUGGGUUAGUACAGCGCCCCCCCUUCUGUCUCGUCACUGUACUAACUCUGUUGAACGUGGACACAUCCGACUACUACAUACAUAUCCGGUGACAUUUUCAAAAAAAAGGUUUCGCGGCUAAAGACUGAAAUUCGUUGUUCAACAUUGGACCAAAACAAGCGCAUAACGUCAAUAUUGGUCAUCUCAAAUAAGCUCGACAAUGUUUUCUAGUUAAUAAUAUUUAAACAAUGAGUCAAUAAUAAUUAUUAGUGGGAUCGUUUAAAAGGGGUUUGUUGAAAGAUUACUGUACAUAAAAUACUUCUUGUAAAUAUAUUUAUGUAGUAUUACGUACUGAUCAUGUUAUAGAGAGAGAAUUGCACUGAGUUUCAUGCAAUUGAGUAUUUUUUGCACCAGUCAAUCAUUCCCUCGAGAGCUUACUUAUUAUAAGAAACCAUGACUUGCCGUCUCCGUUUUUUUUUUUUUAAUCAUCAAUGUUCCUUGUUUCUGGCAAUAUUUAAGUACUUAAUUUACGUUUUAACUUAUUGUAAAUAUUAUAGUAAACCCGUCCUAUAAAGCAGCGCACGUAGUUACUGUAAGUGCAAUUUAUUACGUUCCGUUAUUAUUAUUAUUAUCGCGAUAAUCUCAACUGAAAUCUUACUUAAGGAUUUUAAGUGACUGUGACAAUAAAUUUAGGACAAUUUAAUCGAAA
This is a messenger RNA of Anthonomus grandis grandis, 5452 nucleotides long. RefSeq names its product D-glucuronyl C5-epimerase B. Gene Ontology annotation, biological process: heparan sulfate proteoglycan biosynthetic process. Gene Ontology annotation, molecular function: heparosan-N-sulfate-glucuronate 5-epimerase activity. Bases 158 to 1966 code for a protein of 602 amino acids. Gene Ontology annotation, cellular component: Golgi apparatus. The record is from RefSeq and is a predicted model, not a curated record. Lineage: Eukaryota; Metazoa; Arthropoda; Insecta; Coleoptera; Curculionidae. The transcript has 8 exons.